AUGUCUUUUCAUCAUCCCCAUACUCCUCAAACUCCAUCACAGCCAUCACCGGGGAUCUCCGAUCCGCUCACGAGCGCCACAACCUCGAUGACUUCAAUCACGAGCGCCCUUCCCACACCCGCCCACAGCGUCACUGGAGCCAGUUCUCAGCCGUCCGACAUGGCCCACGAUAUUUCCAUGAUUGACGCGGGCGACGAUACGACUCCUAAUAAGCGAAAGAGGUUAGCGGAGGAUCUCGGCGAUCAAGCCACCAAAAAAGUGCACCUCGGCACACCGCCCUUGGGCAUCGAAGAUAUCCACCUUGACGUCGGCGAAAAAUAUCUUCUUUGCAAUCGGCCCAUCAAAGUACCCCAAUACUCAACUGCAGAGGACCUCUUUGAAAUGUUUGACCUUACCGGCCUCGCCACGAAGAUGGCUCGAGAGAAGCCUACCGGUGAGAAGAAUGCUCUGCGAAAGAGUUUCAAGAGCCAAAUCAAGGAGCUUGCCAUCGACGGCGCUUACGAUACCAAGAAGGACGAGAGACAAGAGGACGAUCCCGAUGGCUUCUUCGCCAUGCUGAAUCUUCCAGAAGAUGUGUGGUACACUCAUCACGUCAAGGGCAAGGAGAUCCAGGACGGCUUCUCAGAGACCACCCUCGCUAGUCUUCCCAAGGCGCUUUCGAUGAAUAAAGGCAAGGUGCGAAAAGAGCAUUGGGAUCCUUAUAUCCUUGGCUCCCUCGAGUCUCCGGCGCAACUGCUGGAUAACUCGUCAAACAUCACAAGCUCUGCAAAGGCUUCAGAGCUGAACACACCGGCAGGAUCAACGCCUGCCGCAUCAGCCCGGCUCAAGGUGGCCAGCCAAACACAAGCAGUCGGUCAGGACCCAUCUCGGCCACGACGGAGCAUCAAGAAGCGCAGCUACGGCGACUCCAGCUUUGAAGGUUACGGUGAAGGCUAUCCGGACGACGAGGGUGAUUACUCCACUGCAGAUGGCGAGGACAGGAACGGCACGAAGCGGCGCAAAAAGAGCCUGGAAGGCACCCAAUCCUCUCAGGACUCCGAAGACACCCAGGGCCCCGCCGAAAGCAUCCGCUCCCACGGGGGACACUCCCGCGAAGCGAGGGCGCGGCCGGCCUAA
This is a messenger RNA of Scedosporium apiospermum, 1116 nucleotides long. RefSeq lists its product as uncharacterized. Gene Ontology annotation, molecular function: transcription coregulator activity. Lineage: Eukaryota; Fungi; Ascomycota; Sordariomycetes; Microascales; Microascaceae. The record is from RefSeq and is a predicted model, not a curated record. Gene Ontology annotation, cellular component: mediator complex. Bases 1 to 1116 code for a protein of 371 amino acids. The transcript has 2 exons. Gene Ontology annotation, biological process: regulation of transcription by RNA polymerase II.